This is a messenger RNA of Oncorhynchus masou masou (cherry salmon), 4248 nucleotides long. Its product is annotated as actin nucleation-promoting factor WASL-like. The transcript is spliced from 11 exons. Gene Ontology annotation, biological process: actin filament organization. Gene Ontology annotation, molecular function: actin binding. The record is from RefSeq and is a predicted model, not a curated record. NCBI's taxonomy places the organism in Eukaryota, Metazoa, Chordata, Actinopteri, Salmoniformes, Salmonidae. Bases 436 to 2040 code for a protein of 534 amino acids.
UUUAAAAUAUAUAUAUUUUAAUGCAAAUGAAUUUAUUUCGGAAGAGGGGGCCUUACUCUUACAUGUUUAUAUGAUGUUUUGGUUUCUCCACCCCCUCUCUCCAUUGGAAUGGUUGUUCCUUCACACUGCCUACUGUGCCAUGUUGGAUGGAUGUAACGUUAUCGAUGUUGCAGCUGGAGUUACGAAUGAAAGUUUAGAUUUUGCCCUCUGCAGAGUUUGGGGUUCCCACGGAUUCUUCGAGGACCCUGGGGCAUGGUGACGUUAUUCAACAACCGGGAUCCAAAAAUAUUUCAUUUUGCAGGCCUCUAGCUACCUUAGAAACAACGUAAUAAGACGAUGCAGUUGCAGGCCAUGGCGACCAAAGGCUGCAUGAAUUGUUUGUAAUAUUCAAGAGUAAAACAGUUAACUUUGUUUAUCUGGAAAUUAUUUGGGAACAUGAAUAGCCAUCCUCCGCAACGCCGGGUUGGAAAUAUUGGCUCCAUACUCCUCACCCCGCAAGAGAACGAAUGCCUCUUCAACUACCUGGGAAGGAAAUGCAUUACCCUGUGCACAGCAGUGGUCCAGGUGUAUGGGGCAGACAGGAGCUCGUCCUGGGUGAAGAGGUGCUGCGGAGUGGCCUGUCUGAUCAAGGAUAACCCUCUGAGGUCCUACUUCAUCAGGGUCUUUGACAUCAAGGAAGGGAAAACCAUGUUUGAACAGGAGCUCUACAAUAACUUCUCAAUCAACAGCUCGAGGUCCUAUUUCAUUUCGUUUUCAGGAGAUAACUGCCAGGUAGGCCUGAACUUCGCUAGCGAGGAAGAGGCCAAGCGAUUUAGAGCCGCACUGAAAGACCUACUCAGCAGACGGCAACGUAAAACGGAGAAAAGACGUGACCCUGCAAAUGGCCCAGCUCUCCCUAUGGCCACUGUGGACAUCAAGAACCCGGAGAUCAACAAUGUGCGCUUCCACAACUCCCACCAUCAUCAACACCACCAGCAGCAGCAUCAGCCACACCACGUCAACAACAUGCUGCACAGCAGCUUCAGCAAGAAGGAGAAGAAAGUCAAGGGCAAGAGAAAGAAGCUCACCAAGGCUGACAUAGGCACCCCCAGCAACUUCCAGCACAUCGGCCAUGUGGGCUGGGACCCAAACACAGGCUUCGAUUUGAAUAACCUGGACCCAGAGCUAAAGAACCUGUUUGACAUGUGUGGCAUCUCAGAGGCCCAGCUGAAGGACAAGGAGACCUCCAAGGUCAUCUAUGACUUCAUCGAAAAGAAAGGAGGGGUGGAGGCAGUCAAGAACGAGCUCCGUAGGCAAGCCCCACCACCUCCUCCCUCUCGGGGUGGCCCACCUCCUCCUCCCCCACCCCACAGCUCGGGCCCAGCUCCUCCCCCACCACCACCACCCCCAUCGCGAGGUGGCCGGGGUGCCCCGCCACCACCUCCACCCUCUCGGGCCCCCACCUCUGCCCCUCCCCCCCCUCCCCCCUCCAGGCCUGGUGCCCUAGGAGCCCCCCCUCCUCCCCCGCCCCCCAACAGAGGGGGCCACGGCCACCAUCACUACCAGCCACCGCCUCCACCCUCACAUGCCCCCCAGGCCCCACCGCCACCUCCCCCACCAGCAGCACCACUCUCCGGUGGUGGGGGAGCCCCUCCUCCACCUCCUCCUCCACCACCCCCACCUGGACCCCCACCCCCUCCAGAGCUGGACGGUUGUGUGGAGUCGCCCCACUCACCCCCGGGCCCGGGGGGUAAGUCGGCCCUGCUAGAGCAGAUCCGUGGUGGCACCCAGCUGAAGAAGGUGGAGCCACCGGACUCCAAGCCACCGGCCACCGCCGUAGGGCGCGACGCCCUGCUCGACCAGAUACGGCAGGGCAUCCAGCUAAAAACCGUACCAGACGGCCCUGAAUCGGGCUCCCCUACACAGGCCCCCUCGGCAGGCAUCGUGGGGGCACUUAUGGAAGUCAUGCAGAAGAGGAGCAAAGCCAUCCACUCCUCAGAUGAAGAUGAGGAUGAUGAUGACGAAGAGGAUUUUGAAGAUGACGACGAAUGGGAUGACUAGUAAAGUUUCUCGUCCUCCUCCCCAACACAACUGACACUAAACUGAUCCUAAAAUCUUCCAAAAACGGACUAAAAUUGAGAAUGUGAUUCUAUGAUUUUGCUCUAUUUAUUGUUGCCUUUUUUGCUUUUAUUAACCUGUGCAAUACCUUGUUCAUUUAAUCUGUAAAGUGUUGUCACAUACCCUCUGUAGAGUAUCUCUGGUAACACUUUCCUGCGACUCUGUCAUAGAAUGCUCACAUCACCGUUAAAAGCAUGAUAUACAAAUAUUAUAAGCUGUCAUAACUGUUCAUGGUAAUACGCUGACUUGCUCAGGCUGACCACCACUGCAUGUGACGCUGCGAGAUUGCUUGUCGUACGCUAAUACAAGGUGUUAUAAAUCACCAAUGACACCUGGCGUCUGUUUAGGAGGGGGCAAUGUCACGGAACGUCCAGAGAAACGUAUUGUGUAGAAUAGAUAUGAUUCUCGGUCCUCAAGAAUAGUUCUUAUUCACUUACAGUAUCAGCUAACAUUAUAUUUCCAUCUGCAACGUUCUGAACACUUAGCCCUAUGGAAUAACACACUGCUGCUAUGUCAUGGUUAUGACAGCCUAAAGACAGCAGGUUCAAGUAGUACGGUAUCUGAUGGAUUAACAGUGUGCAAUUCUAGUAAGGAUAUAUUUGUUUGGUGUGUUACUUUAAAUGUUCUGUUCCCCUGUCCGUAAAGAAAGGGAGAAAGAUAUAUAUAUAUAUACAGUGCCUUGCGAAAGUAUUCGGCCCCCUUGAACUUUGCGACCUUUUGCCACAUUUCAGGCUUCAAACAUAAAGAUAUAAAACUGUAUUUCUUUGUGAAGAAUCAACAACAAGUGGGACACAAUCAUGAAGUGGAACGACAUUUAUUGGAUAUUUAAAAAUUGGGCGUGCAAAAUUAUUCAGCCCCCUUAAGUUAAUACUUUGUAGCGCCACCUUUUGCUGCGAUUACAGCUGUAAGUCGCUUGGGGUAUGUCUCUAUCAGUUUUGCACAUCGAGAGACUGAAAUUUUGUCCCAUUCCUCCUUGCAAAACAGCUCGAGCUCAGUGAGGUUGGAUGGAGAGCAUUUGUGAACAACAGUUUUCAGUUCUUUCCACAGAUUCUCGAUUGGAUUCAGGUCUGGACUUUGACUUGGCCAUUCUAACACCUGGAUAUGUUUACUUUUGAACCAUUCCAUUGUAGAUUUUGCUUCAUGUUUUGUAUCAUUGUCUUGUUGGAAGACAAAUCUCCGUCCCAGUCUCAGGUCUUUUGCAGACUCCAUCAGGUUUUCUUCCAGAAAGUCCUGUAUUUGGCUCCAUCCAUCUUCCCAUCAAUUUUAACCAUCUUCCCUGUCCCUGCUGAAGAAAAGCAGGCCCAAACCAUGAUGCUGCCACCACCAUGUUUGACAGUGGAGAUGGUGUGUUCGGGUUGAUGAGCUGUGUUGCUUUUACGCCAAACAUAACGUUUUGCAUUGUUGCCAAAAAAGUUCAAUUUUGGUUUCAUCUGACCAGAGCACCUUCUUCCACAUAUUUCGUGUGUCUCCCAGGUGGCUUGUGGCAAACUUUAAACGACACUUUUUAUGGAUAUCUUUAAGAAAUGGCUUUCUUCUUGCCACUCUUCCAUAAAGGCCAGAUUUGUGCAAUAUACGACUGAUUGUUGUCCUAUGGACAGAGUCUCCCACCUCAGCUGUAGAUCUCUGCAGUUCAUCCAGAGUGAUCAUGGGCCUCUUGGCUGCAUCUCUGAUCAGUCUUCUCCUUGUAUGAGCUGAAAGUUUAGAGGGACGGCCAGGUCUUGGUAGAUUUGCAGUGGUCUGAUACUCCUUCCAUUUCAAUAUUACCGCUUGCACAGUGCUCCUUGGGAUGUUUAAAGCUUGGGAAAUCUUUUUGUAUCCAAAUCCGGCUUUAAACUUCUUCACAACAGUAUCUCGGACCUGCCUGGUGUGUUCCUUGUUCUUCAUGAUGCUCUCUGCGCUUUUAACAGACCUCUGAGACUAUCACAGUGCAGGUGCAUUUCUACGGAGACUUGAUUACACACAGGUGGAUUGUAUUUAUCAUCAUUAGUCAUUUAGGUCAACAUUGGAUCAUUCAGAGAUCCUCACUGAACUUCUGGAGAGAGUUUGCUGCACUGAAAGUAAAGGGGCUGAAUAAUUUUGAACGCCCAAUUUUUCAGUUUUUGAUUUGUUAAAAAAGUUUGAAAUAUCCAAUAAAUGUCGUUCCACUUCAUG